CUCCGCCUCCUUGCCCCCCUGGAUCAUCUGCUGGCCGAGGUCGCCCAGGAGGGCCUUCGCUGACGCCAGGUCCUUGGUGCGCUUGGCCAGCUGUUUCUGCUGGCGGCCGAGCUUGACCUCGAGCCGCUCGAUGUCGGCCUCGGUGGCAGCGACGUCACGGCCGGACGUGGCCUCGAACCCCUCCAAGCACUUGAUGUCGCGGCUGCGCGCGGCGAGGCGCUUCCCGAGAGGCAUAUUAUCCUGCCGCAAGGCCUUGAGGUUGCCGAACUCCGUCUUCCACAUUGCACAUUAUCCUUCUCGUCGUCCCCCAUGAGAUCGCCCGCCUGCACCGGGGCCGAGAGCCUCUUGAUCCGGGCGGCCACUUCCGCGGCGUCAUCCUGCGCCGUCGCCGGGGGGGUCUUCCGCCACAGCAGCGCCGGCCCUUGGUCCACUGGCACCACCUUGGCGGCGAGCCAGCUCGAAUUCCUUGGCGUGCUUGGCCUGCAUCUCGCGGAGUUUCUUCUCCAUGGCGGCGUGCUACCAGGGGCCGAAGUCGCCCAUGGCGCCGCUCUUGCCGCUCUUGCCAGGACCACUGCCGCGGGUGGAGGGCUCUUCGCCGCUGACAGACGCCUCGCCGAAGGCCGCGAUCUUCUUGUGGAGCUUGCAACCCACGCAGAUGAGGCUCCAUCCUCUGUUGCAGAACCUCUGGCCCUUGGCGGUGUGGCAGGACUUGCAUAACCACUGCGAGCGCUCAGUGGCUGCGCGCGGGGGCGGCCCCUCAGCACCCUGGCCUCCAGCGGUACCAAGCCAGC
Molecule: messenger RNA, 791 nt
Organism: Prorocentrum cordatum
Lineage: Eukaryota; Dinophyceae; Prorocentrales; Prorocentraceae
Source: the annotation of a GenBank genome assembly